Molecule: messenger RNA, 11336 nt
Organism: Zootermopsis nevadensis
Lineage: Eukaryota; Metazoa; Arthropoda; Insecta; Blattodea; Termopsidae
Source: RefSeq, a predicted model, not a curated record
CUCGAUCCGAUGAGCGUGUUGGUGGUCGAGAAUGGUGCCCGAAUGUUCGCGUCAAGGGGCUUCGGAUUUAUCACCUUCGCCGAUCCGGCUAGCGUAGAUAAGGUUUUAGCUCAAGGGUCACACGAGCUAGACGGUAAAAAGAUUGACCCUAAAGUUGCCUUCCCUAGGAGAGCCCAUCCAAAGAUGGUCACUCGAACGAAGAAGAUAUUUGUGGGUGGGCUCUCAGCACCAACGACGCUAGAAGACGUCAAGAAUUACUUCGAGCAGUUUGGACCGAUCGAGGAUGCUAUGCUCAUGUUUGACAAACAAACUAACAGACAUAGAGGUUUUGGAUUCGUCACAUUUCAAAGUGAGGACGUCGUAGAUAAAGUCUGUGAAAUUCACUUCCACGAAAUCAACAAUAAAAUGGUGGAGUGCAAGAAGGCUCAGCCCAAGGAGGUGAUGCUGCCCGCCAACCUGGCCAAGACGCGGGCCGCCGGCCGAGGUGCAUCCGAUUUUAUGUGGUCGCUGGGGGCAUUACCUGACGGUUUCCCAGCCGCUGCGUACGCCGCUUAUGCGGCAGGUCGUGGCUAUUCGGGCUAUCCUAGCUUCGGACUUCCAUACCCCACAGGAUUCCCCGGCUACAGUUACUUCCCUAAUCCCACCGCUGCCGCAUCCGGUACAACCCCGGGUACUCCGACCGCCAGUGGCCCGGAACGUGGCAGCACGUACUACGACUACGUGCCAGUAGCAGCAACAGCGACUCAUCAGCCCCAUCCUCAGGUUACAGCCCGGCCUGAGCAGACAGUAAACGGCUCCCCACUGCAUCGUCACCAUUCCGACCCGCACGCCUCGAUAUAUCGCACGACACACAACGUCACGCAACGUAAGCAAAGUAAUGCUACUUCAGCCCCGCCGCGAACUAAUCAUCAUCAGCAAAUGAUGUUGCGUUCGGAACUGUACACCCCGGGUGGAGAAGAUCACGGGGUCAAAGCAUAUGUUACAGUGGACCUAACAAACGGGCAGCUGACCCCGAACAAUAACACCCCGCUGUUAACACAAGCACUCUCAGGGACCCCGGCGACCGCGAGGUGGCAGUCCCACCAGCCAGGCUUCCCCCCAGCCAACUCGCCUGGUCCUAUCGACAUGUACAGCUCAAGUGCGGCCGAUAGCGUGGCGGGCUACGUGCAGGCAGCCAGCCCACAGCCGUCGGGCUUCCCGGCUAUUGCGGGGCCCCUCAUCCCGGCUGCUUUCACUAACGGCUAUCAUUGAGGCUGACACAUCAGCUAAUGUACAGGUAUGGAUCAUUGUGGUAAACUCAGGUUCUGUGGACACGCGGCAACACGACUCAUCUGUUUUCUUCUUUUGGUCACUGCUGCCCCCUGUUAGCUGAGUUGGUCAACAGUGAAAAAUAUGAAAUCGAAAGAAAUCGAUGAGUAAAGAUGACUUUUAUUAUACUGAACUAUAUAUAUAAAUAUUAUUACUAUUAAUUAUAAUAAUUAUUAUUAUGAAUGUGACACGUCCUAUCCUCUUAUUGGAGGAGGGGGGCCUGCAAAGCAAGAAACUUGACUUCCGCCGGAUGUCUGUUGUGAACUUUAAAUGUGUCCGUUUGCCUCGGUUUUUAAAUUAUCUGGUGUUAUAUUUUUUAAGAACAAACAGUCAACAGUUAACUCCCCUCUUCACCUGCUAUGGUAUAUACAAGUUGUGACAACAGAAGAUGCAACAAUAUCACUUUCUACAAGUGAAAUCUGUGCUUUUACUAACCCCUGAUAACCUCCGCUUUACCACCAACUACAUCAGUUUCUGCAGUAUUCUGCCGCGAGUCAUGCUACGUUGAUCAAGGUAGUGAAAAUAACCUCAAAAGGAGAGUAAUAAUAAAUUGUAAAUAAAGACAUGGAGAAUUUGAGGUAAUGAAAAAAGGCAAUACAAGAUGCAUCAGGAUUAAAACGGAAGAUUGCAAAGGAAAGUAAUUAUAAUAUAAAUGCCCACUAAAAGAAGAAAGGACUUAUUUCAGCUGCUCUAUGAAACUAUAUUUUCCGGCGGAAUAGCUGUACGUGAAUUGCAUUAACAAACGUCUUGUACCAUUACCCAUAUAAUAAUGGACGUUAUCUAUAAUAUAGAAAUAUAUAAAUAUUAAUAUUAAGCAUUACUCAAUAUGGUACAUUUCAACAAAAAAACUCGAGAGGAUAUAACAAUAUAUAUAUAUAUAUAUGCUUAUAUAAACAUUUUUUGUUUGUAAAAUUACUCGAUGUUUGUCGGGCGACUGCAGCGCUGCUCGCUUCUGCUGAUCCCGUAUCGCGUCUAAUUGUUCGUCCACUAAUAUCCAUGCUUUGGUGUACCGCUGUUUUAAUUUACUUGUUUUGCUUCAUAUGGUUCGGCCCUGAUUUUAUUUUAUGAAAGAAAAAUAUUGUUACAGGAAUUUCUGUACGUCUCGAUAAUAAUACAUGGAUUAAACAGUUGUCGAAACUAUUUUAGGAUGACUAGAAAACAUUUCAGGCCAUCGUUUUAUAUUUUUUUCUUGUUAUUAAAUUGCCUCCCGUAUAGGUUACAGGGUAUCCAUCUCAAAAGAGGGGAAGACAAAAGGGAUGAAAUUACACGAAAUAUAUUUUGUACGUUACGGACCAAAUGUGGCAACAUAAGAUGAAUUCUUAUGAUCACUCACAAGAUACGCAUUAUUUUAUUGUGAUGCAUGAUUAAUUUUGGCACUACAGCGACCAUAUGGGCCUAUUGGCUGUUUCUGUAACUUCACCUUUAUUUUUCAUUCUCUACGAGAUAAAUCCAUUCGCCCAUCGUAUAGAUGACAGUGGACUGUAAGUUAAGGAAGGAUUUUUUGGUCACCAUUUUGCAACCACGUUAAACAAUAUUAUAUAUAUUUUACAUUUAUAUAUAUACAUCUAUAUUUUAAUUCGUUUAUGCAUUUGUAUAUAUAAUUAUUGAAUGUAUUAAAAUAGGCUACCAUUAAAACCCAAACCGCAUGAUAGGCAGCUGUCAAAAACAAAUUACGCAAGAAAACAAAAAGAAAAACUGCUGUAUGUACAGAAUCUAUAAAACUAAAAAAAAUAUAUAGAUUAAUAAUAUGUUUAGAAGUAGGUAUAGUAAAAAUGUAGCUUCAGUGAAAAAAAUUACCUUUUAGAUGUACUAUUGGAUUAUACAGCGUAGAUAUAAUAAUUGUUUAGAGUUAGAGAUAUGAAACACACAUGGAUAGCCAUGUUUCCAGCAGGAGAAGAACAGGAAAAAUUGUUUCUAUGCUUUCUUUUUCUUCUACUGCCCUCUGACGUGCGAGUCUGAAAACUCCAAUGAAUGGUGCAAGGGUUGGACAUUUUGCGGGCCGCACUCCGUACUACAAUAAUUAUAAUAUUAAAUAUAACUGCUUAUAAGGUUUGGGAAGGCGGUUCCACUGAGCAUUUUUUGCGCAUGAAUCUCGUGUUUUUAUUUUGUUUUCAACUGAAAUGAAUUUCGUUGCUCGUGUACAUAAAUUGGAACUUUCCGGUAAUGAUUUUCAUGUUAUGAGGACUGGAGUGAAACAUAAUUUUUUUUCUCGUACUUUUGUGCAAAGAUUAUAGGUUUCGUGAAUAAAAAAUGGCGUAAAACAAAUAAUAUUAAUUUACGUAUUGUGACUUCAGUUCUUACGUCAUAAUUCUGUAAUAAUCGUUGAAGACAUAGAAUCUGACGAGCCAUGGAUUUAAAUUUGCCGUUUUAUUCAACUUUCUUUUCCGUACAGUGUUAUUUUAUACGGGAUGUUCUUUCCAUCGAGACGCUGAACGCUAAGAGUGGACGGCAUUCUCGCCGCAUAGCGACGGAUGAUAGUCGGCGGUCUGUCUCGUGGUGAACAAAAGAUGCAUAAACUAUUCCUUACCAAGGGUCAUACUGUAAUGUUGAUGAUUGGAUUUGUCGAAUACAAGCGGAAAAAGCCUCAGUACAAAAACGGUAUAAUAUUAUAUUAUUGAAAGGCGUGUGGCCUAUGAUUACAUGUAUUUUUGUUUUACUCAGUAGUUCACGACGUUUUAGAGUAAAAAAAAACAAAUUUGAGCAGAUUUAUCGCGAAAGAAAUGUAGCAGUUAACGUGUCGGUAGCUAAAAUAAAAAUGGAAUAUAUCUAUAUUAUAUAUAAAAAAGAAAAUUAUAUAUACAUUGAUAAAAUGAAGUGUCCUACGAUAAUCAGUGACUGCAUUAGUUAAUAUAUUACUACUAUUAAUUAUUAUUAUUAUUAUUGUAGCCAUUUGAAUUAAUGAGAUAUGGCGUGGUCUCAUGUUGUUUGUUGAUUUUGUAUUUUCUCAUUAAUACGUUCAACAGUGUGCUGUAAAUAAUUUAUUUCUUGUAUUAAUUACUGUUUGGUCGACCCUUAUGAGAAUAGAAACCUCUACAUUUUCAUGAGGGUUAUAUGAAAUAAGUGGAUUAUUCUUAAUUGAAAUCGUUUACAAGGAGCAAUAGAACAGAAAAUGAAGCAGAGUUCUUAAAUUAAAUACGGAAAAUCAGGGAAUGGUUAUAAAUAUAGCGUUUUCCUCGAAAGUAACUAAUUACUGUUGAUUAAAAUUAUACUGUUAGGCCUGCCGAUUUAGUUGAGCGUUGUUUUUUUAUUGUUAGGUUAAAAAGUGAACUUGUAUAAUUUUAGGAUGAGAAUAUCAUGUGACUUCCUGUAUGGACGAGCGUCUCCAGUUUCCUUGUUUUUAAGGAGUCUCGAAAGUUUGCCAGAGUAUUUUGUCUCAAUGCAAUUUAAAUAAGAACAAAUCGUGUUUCCUUGUUUCAAUGCAUCUUUCAUUGCAGUAGGAAUAUUUUUAUCACUAGGCAAAUUCAAAGCAAUACACUAAGUAAUACUGUAACUUUUACUUAAAAUCCUGUAUUUUGAUACCGUAAAAUUGUUAAGAAAUGAAUAUGCAAAUGAAUCCUUUAUUAAAGGGAUAUUUCUUUGAAAAGAGAUUAAGAUUACUAUUGAGGUUGGUAUUGAUGAUGUGUUAUUAUAUUAAUAAUGUAGAAGAAACAGUUUUUAAAAACCAAAUGCUGAUCGCUUACUUAUCCGAACGUGGGCUGCAUAGUUCUCAUAGAUUUUUUAUAUAACUAUAUUAUAUACUUACUACUUUAUUGGCAAAAUGUCGUAGAAAGAGUGCAUUUCGUGUAUGUGUGCGCGAGUGUGUAUGUGUUGUUCUUCGUACAGACUGAUAUUCAGAAAAGCAAUAAUGUUUUAAACUUGUUCAAAGUAGCGUCCCUCUAGGGCCCCAAGAAAGUGACGUUUUGGCUUUUCCUCCCCUACUAAAUGUCGUUACUGUUGUAGAUAAUGCUGCCUUUGCUGUGCCAGUCUGUUUCGAACGCCCGAAAGCCUCGCUUUACAGUUAGAUGUUUUGAAAUCCAGUCUCUGAAGAGCAUACCAGUGUCCCCGAUAGUCUAAUCUUUGGGAGAUUUUUACAGUACUCGCUGAGUUUUGGACGCUCAACAAUAUUGCACGUCGCUAAAUGUUAUAUAAAGUAAUAUUUGUUGUAAAAAGUGCAGUGUCUGGAUAAAAGAAGCUUCGCGUAAUGGAUGCGUAUUAAGAUUAGCGAUGAAAAAAAAAAUCUUUUAUGGAAUCUUCAUACUUAGAUCUGCAAAUAGACGAAGACGUCCAAUUUAUAACCAGAUGGCGGUUGUGUGCCGUUUGUUUCAGUUCUCGUGCCACGGAAAUCACCUUCUGGGACACAUUUCGGGGUAACCUAACCUUAUUUUCGUUCCAUUCGGGAUCAUUUCAUCUUUAUCAUUCGAAAUACUGAGAUAAGUGACGUUUUCGUGUUUGGUUUUGGGAGCCUACUCAGAUAUACGUUCGAAUUUUUAUCUUAAAAAUUCAUAUUUAUUUUCAAUAACAAAUGUUAAUAACUCGUCAUGAAUUGUUAAGCAGAAAUAGAUUGAAGGGUAUAGACAGGUUAGCCACUUUAUGGGGCCGUUAAUGUGCACACCCUCAUUCAAACAGGACUGGUUAGCGUGAAGGACAGUAAGAACUGGUAGAUGGCGUUCCAUUUCUGCGAAUUGAAUAAUCAAAUGAUCGCGCUGUUAUUGUCUACCGGAUAAGAAAGCAUUUGGUCAGGAAGAUGCUUUAGCAUACAAAGACGUUAAUGGCACGCACUGAGGACCAUUGAAAGGGCCCAUAAGACGUUCCUCGAGGGAUCUAUGUUAAUUUUCGUAAUAUUGGUAAGGAUUCUGUUGAAACAUGGGAACGUUAGGUUAAGUCCGUGGCAUGUUUCGUUGCCUUCAUAUGCAGUUUUUUACGUGAUUUGUUUUCUGGACAGAGGUUGAAGUUGACUAGCUAGUUCACAAGAGGAUGUUCUUCCUUAAAAAUGAGAAUGAAGCGAUCAGUAUUUGGUGAAAUAUUUUAAAACAUAGUUGACACACACAGACACGACACACAGAAAUACACACAUUUGUCCGCGCUGGGCAUGUCUUCCUUGCUAGGCAUGCAGUAAGUGGUAUAUAUGCAAUUCAACUAACACGUGUUAUUGUGGUUAAUGUACUGUUCACCAUAUGGUAAUAUGUAAAAUGUAUGUUAUUAAUUGUACAACAGUGAAUAGGACCCGUUACCUCUUUGUUAUGGAAAAUAAUAAUAAUAAUGUAAUAAUAACCAGAAACCGAAGCAUAACAAGUAAUUGAAAACAAUGUAUGCUUGUGUUUUUUGUGUGUGCAUUUGUCAUACAUUAUAGGAAAACAAAAAUACUAGUUGUAAGUGUUUAUGUUUAAAAAGCUUCUUAUGAUAGAAGCUGUUAAAAUGACAUGUAGUGUAUGAACGGAUAAGUCUCAUCAGACAAGAAGAAAGGAAAUAGGUAAUCGCAAGAAAUUAUAAAAACGCUAUCUGUAAGGAUUUAGCGUGAUUACGUAAGAAGCUGCUAUUUGGUGUGUCGUCUUGCUGGAAUAUGAUGCCAGCACCUCACACAAUUGUUACAGGCUUUUCAGUAGGAUGGCCGAAGUUUAGAACGUAACGCAUUAAGGUCAUCAUCGACUUACAUAUGAUUACUCUCCUAGUAAUUUAUUUGCAUCAGUAAUUUUUGUUCCUUCACUUUUAUGUCAUAUGAUAUAAAAGUAUGAUCACGUCAUCAUUAAUAUUUUAUGUAUUUUACAUCCCUGAUAAUGUAAGGAAUUGAUGUUCAUUAUUAUUAUGUUUGUUUUCGAGACUCAGUACUUUUGUCGUAUCUAUACAUUCUUACAUAAGUUUUAAACACUCCCAUAUGCAUACAAACGUUGUAUUAUUAUUAUUAUUAGUUAAGUUUCAUUUUUGGGAGGUGACAACGUUUCUUCUCUGUUGCCUCUUUACGUAGGGGUCGGAUGAUGUUUUCAAACGGUCUGUAAUUUCACUGUGAAUAAGUGCUGUAGUCAACUGCGCCUGCGCGUUGUGCGGGGGACUGCGAAUUGAAUUACGCAGGGAGUGUGAGGUAUCACCUGCCGUGAGGACGUCGCGUAUAACUUUCUGCAGAGACCAGUUCUUAACACGGUCCGACGAAAUUAAUCAGUGAUCUCGCCGGCCAUUAUUUAUAAAAGUGGAAUUGCUAUAAAUGCCACAGAAAUCUUCAAGCCUAAAGAAUUUGGUAUUUAUUUACUGCUUAAAGAAAUAUCUAAACUUUAUGUAUGGCAAAGUUCAGAUACUUAAUGUCGAAAGUAUUUUGGGGGAGGGGGGGGGAAGUCCUAAUAAUUUCACUGCCACAUUUUGUUUAAAUGAGCGCCCAAGGGUUUUUUUUAUCUACUACAAAGUAAUGCUGCUAAUCGUCGAAUCUGUUUUCAUUAUCUAGAUAAUAUCGAAAGAUUGAACUUGCACACCUUCUCUUAUAUCGAGGUUACGUUUGAAGGUCUUUGCGUUUUCUGUUAUGAAAUGUACGGUCGACGUGAGAUUGAAGCUUAUGGUUGUGUCAUGAUAUCGGAAUUUAGCUAAAUACGGUGUUCUGUUGUGAUCACAGGCCAUGAACUGAAAUCGAUAAUUUUCUCUCGAUAUGUAACUCGACUCCCACGGCAGGUGUUGGCCGGUUACUGACGUUUCUGUUGUCCCCACGUUAAAGCUUGGGCGUUGAAGUCGAGAACAUCUACCGUUGUGAUACAUAGAUUUAGACGUAGAAAUGUUGUUACUGUCACGUAUUAUUAUAGCGACUGCGCCCCCCACACUGCUCCUUCAUUGCCACCUCACUGUCCAUGGUAAUUGCAAUUUUAAAGGCGGUUCAUUAAGCAGUUAAUCAAUAACCCUCUCGUCGCUCUGUUUUCCUGUUGCAUUCUGUGAUUUGAAUUGGAACAAAAGAAUAGGCAUCACAUGUGUUCAGAUUUGUUAUUUACUUUUUCAUUGCAUCAAACUAUUUUGAGAAAAUCAAUAAUAGCUACUGGGGUACAUUUAUUUGUUUCUUUUUUUGGGGAGGCUUUGUUAAUAAUAAAUUCUCAUUUGAUUUGACCAGUGAGAUGCGUAAUUUUUAUGAAACCUGUUUAGUAAAAAAAAUUAUGUUCGCUCGUAAUAUUUAUGUUCAUGUACUUCUGUGACUGCAUCCCCCCCCAUUCGCAUACAUGGUGAUAAGAGCAUAAUUUUAAACACAAUAACAGUAAUGUUAAUUAUAUAAUAAAUUAUUCUUUCCCGUUGUUUAACAGAGGACUGUAUCAUCACCUCUUAUAUAUCUUAAACAAAACUUGAUGACUUUCUGGGUCUUUUUGCACUGCUCGUAAAAUAUGUUUAUAAAAAAAAAGUAAUCGAAUUGUUUGUACCGUACCACGUGUCAGCUGCACACAGUUUGGUUUAGUUGGUAACAUUGAUAUUACGUAUACGUACAGUAUAUAGAACCGCAUCAUAAAGUAGUUCGUUUUAAAAGUAGUGGAUGACAAUUAAGAAAGAGAUCUUAAAACAUAUCAGAAUUCACCUCGUCUUUUUCGAACCGCACCAUCACCCCUCACUGGAAUUUUUCGGCCUAUAUUUCAAUCACAAUUAGCCCAGUGACGUCACCAGACCCCUCCACUUCCCCCCCACGUCCCAUGUCACAUUGUAUCCAGAAACACAGGUGUAUACUUAAGCACGUUUCCGUUUGUGGGAUAAUGUUUUUGCUGAAGAGUGUACAUAGUGUCACAGAAUGCCGCAUUGUUUAUUUUGGCCAGUAAAAUAACGCAUUUCUUUAUUAAGGUACAGGAAAUUCUUGAGGUAUUAAAUAUCAAAAUCCAUUUCUGUUCAAUUGCAAACCCGUCCCUAUUAGCAUUAUUGCUAUAUAAAAUUUAUACAUUUUUCUACUUGUACUGAAUUCUGAGACAUGACGAAUUGUCCCAAAGUUGUUAACAGUGCAUUGGUACUGUUGGCUGACAGUGAACCCUGGGCCACCAUUAUCAUCCAUAUUUCUUUAUUUUAUUUAUUUAUUUAUUUCUUUUAACUUGGACGAGUUUAACUUUUCAGGUAUCGGUUUACUCUAUACUAAACUAAACCGGAAAAAAAAUUGAAUUUGUUGCGGGCAAAGGAAAAGAAGACGAACGUUUCAAAAUAUGUUUUGAUCGACGCGAUACAGAGCUCUGUGGACCUCACGCUGUAGUCGUUCGCCAUGCGAGAAUUCCACCUUUUCCACGGCCCUGAAUAUCACGAUAAAAGAACACCUUUCUAAUUUAAAACGAAGCAUGUACGUUGAAUGUUGCAGAUUACUUCAUAAAUUAAUAAACACUGAAUAUGAUUCAUCUUCGCUGAUUUUACGGUGACCCUAGGUCCACCAUGGCCUCGUGUAUGUGAGACACUUAACAUUCGAAUCACAACUGAUAUCCUGUUUCUGCUUUUAUCUUCGAGUUCUUACGGAAGUCAAAUCAAAAUAGUGGGAUUGUGUGAUCGUAACUGAGUGUAGGGGCCGAUCUGUGUGUCUGCCCGCCGUAGGUGUGCGUACUCAUAAACCGUAAUUUACGUGAUAAUGAAACAGUGAUGAGUACCGAGAUUUUACGCUCUUUGGUAAUACACUAGACGGUGGGGGUGUUUGAAAAUUUAAUAAUGUUGAAAAUGUAGGGAAUAAUUUGUGUAGUAAAUUAUUUGUAGCAAGUAGGGGUGAAAUGUACAGAUUUGUAAAUCAUAACCUACUUAAAUUGUACUGCCAAAAUGUUAUGUUAAACCAUACUACAUUGAAUCUACGUGGAAAAAUGCCCUGUAAACUGUAAAAGCGAUGAAGGAAUACAGAAAGGCAUGUUUCACCUCAGAAAUUGGAACAGUUUGUCGUGGGCGAAUUUUUGUGGGCGCGUAAACCGUCCAGUCUGUUACUGAAGGCAAAGAAUAAAAGAAAAAGUAGGCAUAAUUCAAACUUAUGUGGAAACGAUUAUGUGAAGCUGAACACCAAAAUACUAGGGAGUCUGUAGCGCGAAGAGGUUUUCGUAGUAUAAAAAGUAGAAGCGACGAUGAAUUUGACCAGAUCUGUUUCCCCGCCUCGUACCUUCACUGGAGUUCUAUGCGUGUUAUGUCUUGACAAUAUAUGCAUUUACACUGAGAAGCUAUUUUCAGUUAAUUCAAACAUGAUUGUGGGCCUUAAUAAAAGUUUAAAACUGAAAAUAUAAACUAUUCAAAUUUAUUUUAAUCAUUAUUUGUUACGCGGGGUGUGUAUAUUUAAAAAAUAGCCCUAGUUUCUGUCGAUUUCACAUGUUACUAUGUGGCCCCACCUCCUCAAGUAGCUAGAUUCUUGUAUCCCAUCGGUGUUUAGGCGAGUUAAGAGAAUAUCAGCGACGCUUUCACUGAACCAUUACGUGGUGUAGUGUCGCGGCCAAUGCUUUUUUGUGUUUUGCUUUCAUCUCUUAAUUCCUUACGAAAAGUAACGAGUGAUCCCCUGUUUCCCAUUUGGUUGCUUGUUUACAGAGGAAGUAGUUUUUAUAUUCAUUCAGCCACUAUGUCCUCGAAGUUCUCCAUCCCUGUCUCACUCAUAGAUGUCGCAUAAUUGUCAUAAAAUUACUUGCAGAAUGUCGUAUAUGUAAGCUUUUUUAAAAUAGUAAGAAACCUGCGCCCUGAUCGUUUCUUAUUUUGCACAUUUUACAGCCAAGAUGAAAUGGCUUCUUGCAAUAAGAAAGCAAUAAACCAUGCUCUUAUUAUGGGUGAGGCUUCUCGAACAAAAGAAUGAUUAUUGUGUAAUGAUGAUUCUUAACUGCUGACAUGAUGAUGGUGGUGUUGAGAUGUAUGUACAGAUUCAGUUUUGUGUGACAGAACUAUUAUUUAAUGGAAAAAACACACACACACUGUGUACGUGGAGCACAGUUGUCUGUGUAUCUUCAAGGGGGAAAGCUGUCUGGUGUAGUACCCUGAAUUUAAAUAUAAUUAUUACUACUAAUAAUAAGAGGGUGUAAGUGUAUGAUGCUGUACCAUGUACAUAUAUUAAUAUUACAAGGUUCACGACGUGCCGUGUGUAUGUGGGAAUUAUAAUAUGGACAUUGUUCAAA